Molecule: messenger RNA, 1785 nt
Organism: Seminavis robusta
Lineage: Eukaryota; Bacillariophyta; Bacillariophyceae; Naviculales; Naviculaceae
Source: the annotation of a GenBank genome assembly
AUGAAUACUGACACAUAUCGUCACACUAUGGAAACAACAACAGCAACAACAAAACAUCGAAUUCGACAACGAAGGAGAUGGCAGGACAAUAGCAGUAUGACAGAGCAGCAGCAACAGCACGAACAACAACGAGAACAACAACAAAGCGACAACCUACAACAGCAAAGGCGACGACUAGGAUCCAUCAAUAACCGGAGACGAGGGGGUGGUGGAUUUUUGGCCCGACACUAUUAUUUUACAAGCGACAGCCAUAAUUAUGAUGAUUAUGACGAUGAUGAUUGCCCGCCGGAUGAUGGCGGCGGCUGGCCACACCACCAUCACCUUAACAUUUUUCAGCGAGAUUGCGUGCCUCUUCUAACAGACGACGACGACGACGAUGACUCGCAUCAGAGAAAUCAUUAUACGAGAAAACGGGGCAAGGGCGGCAAAGGCAAGGGUGGGAAGGGUUAUCGUGCGAGUAAAAGUAGUCGAAGCAAGGCCAAGGGAGGAAAGGGUGGAUAUGGAUCGACCCAGCUCUAUGGCGCCGACAACGGCUACACCCACUGUUGGUGCCAGCACACUUCUGCCCACAACCGCACAACCACUGCUACUCCCACAGUGGCGACAACAACUGCGACACCUACUGUCCAGCCAACCAUUCCCGUCGCAAUGGACAAUACCAACAACCCAACAAUAAUGGUUCCGACUAUUGCGCCGAGUAUUGCGACUACGACUAUCGCUCCCGCGCCUACAACGGCUACACCCACUGUUGGUGCCAGCACACUUCUGCCCACAACCACGACAACCACUGCUACUCCCACAGUGGCGACAACAACUGCGACACCUACUGUCCAGCCAACCAUUCCCGUCGCAAUGGACAAUACCAACAACCCAACAAAAAUAGUUCCGACUAUCGCGCCGAGUAUUGCGACUACGACUAUCGCUCCCGCGCCUACAACGGCUACACCCACUGUUGGUGCCAGCACACUUCUGCCCACAACCACGACAACCACUGCUACUCCCACAGUGGCGACAACAACUGCGACACCUACUGUCCAGCCAACCAUUCCCGUCGCAACGGCUACACCCACUGUUGGUACCAGCACACUUCUGCCCACAACCGCAACAACCACUGCUACUCCCACAGUGGCGACAACAACUGCGACACCUACUGUCCAGCCAACCAUUCCCGUCGCAAUGGACAAUACCAACAACCCAACAAUAAUGGUUCCGACUAUUGCGCCGAGUAUUGAAACGUCCGGAUUUCCUUCAAGUUUAUUUCCUUCAAAUUUUUUUUCAUCGUCCUUUUUUAUCACUACCAAAGCAACUGGUGAUCGGGCCAUGGGCGAUUGCUACUUUGUGGACGUGCAGCAAAUCUGCAAUUUCAUCAAACCCCCCCCCUGCCACUCAUACAUCAUGAUGUUUACCUACUACAAUGGGGGAUUCUAUCGAGACCCAAACAACCCUGAAAGCGAGGAUUGGAUCGAUUCGGGCGAGUCCGAAACAAUCUACGAAGUGGUGACAGUUACCGGAAUUGUGGAUUGUGAAAACGAAGAGACCACUCCCGACACGUGUACCAUUGCGGUGCAAAACCGAGGCACGUGUAACGAAUGCCGCUACGAUCGCGAGACCAAGCUCUAUUCGCUCGUGGAUUGCAGCAAUCUGCCUGGGGUCAUCUUUGAACAAGGAGUGGAACAGUCCUAUCAGUAUUAUGAUGAUGGGGCCCUUCCACCCUAUGAACACCAGUUCUUUACGUUGGAGUUUGAUCAGGAAAGGUGUGACGAAUACGCUUUGCCAGAAGGAUAG